Molecule: messenger RNA, 3919 nt
Organism: Owenia fusiformis
Lineage: Eukaryota; Metazoa; Annelida; Polychaeta; Sabellida; Oweniidae
Source: the annotation of a GenBank genome assembly
GUCUUUCUGACGUCGCUAUGGAAACAAGGUCAGUGUCGUCCGUGAAGCAUUGACAGGUGCAUGACAGUUCAGCUGCAAGCAUGUACGCCAAAGGGAAAGGAUCUACUGUACCAUCAGAUGCUCAAGCACGAGAAAAGUUAGCUUUGUAUGUAUACGAAUAUUUAUUACAUGUGGGAGCCCAGAAAUCAGCACAGACAUUUUUAUCGGAGAUAAGGUGGGAAAAGAACAUAACAUUGGGGGAACCACCUGGGUUUCUACAUUCUUGGUGGUGUGUAUUUUGGGAUUUAUACUGCGCAGCCCCAGAAAGAAGAGAUACAUGUGAUCACAGUAGUGAAGCAAAAGCAUUUCAUGAUUAUGGUUUUGUAAAUUCAGGGUUCGGAGUCAAUGGAAUAGCACAUCCAAACUCCGCCACACCUAGUCCUUUAAAUAUGCCUCCCCAGGAUGGUUUACCCGGUGGGCCAAUGCCUCCUGGUUUCUUCCCUCCUCCUGCCUCCCAGCCGUCACCCCACCAGCCAGGGCCACCCCCAGGUAUGAUGGGCCCUGGACAGCCAAAUGGCCCAUUUAUGUCACCAAGGUAUCCAGGUGGACCAAGAGGUCCAAUGAGGAUGCCAAAUGAAUUUAACGGUCCUGGGAUGCCAAAUCAAAUGGGGGGACCAAACGGGAUGGAUCCACGAGGAGUGCCACCUGGAAUGGGGCCAAUGAGGGGGAUGGGGCCUGUGCGGAUGCCUGGGCCAGGAGGCCCAAUGAAUCCAAAUUAUGGAAUGCGAGGUCCUCCACCCCCUAAUGGUAUGGUACCUGGAGGCCCUGGGGGACCAGGAACACCAGGACCACCAAUGCCACCUAUGUCAAUGCCAGGUGGUCCUGGACCAGGACAGGGUAGUAGGGGCCCUUGGCCACCUAACUCACAAGGACCACCAGUAUCAGGUCACCCCGGAACUCCCAUAAUGCCCAGUCCACAAGAUUCAACGCAUUCAGGAGAUGGCAUGUACAAUAUGAUGAAGCCUAUGGGCCCUGGAGGCUAUCCUAUGGGACCAGAUGGCCCAAUGCCAGGCAUGGCUGGGCCAGGAGAUAUGCCAUCUGUUAUGAAUGGUGAAGGUCCUCCUCCUCCUAUGGAAGGCAUCAAAAGUUCCCCUCAACAUGGCCCUGGUACCCCUCGAGAUGACAUGGGCACCUCUGGUGGCCAGCCCAAUGACAUGGGAGGAUACAAUCCAUAUCAAGAUAAUGUAAAUCCCACAGAUCAAACAGAAUCAGCUGCAAUUCUAAAGAUAAAAGAAAGCAUGCAGGAAGAAGCAAAAAGAUUUGAAAAAGUGGACGAUCAUCCGGACUAUAGUUUCAUGCAAUAAAGCCUAAUAUACGCCAGUCACCCCACAACUUUGUAAAUUAUUCCAUAUAUUUAAACUAUUCUUGUAGUGAAGCUCAUGUAGAAAUGAAUGAGCCAUGCUCAGUAAAGAGUUGCUGAGUGCACCACACUCAGUUUAGAGUUGCUGAGUGUGCACAGUUAAGAGUUGCUGAGAGUUUGCAAAACUCAUUCAAGAGUUUUAAGCAGCACAACUCGGUUGAUAAUCACAGAGUGUACACCACUCAGUUAAAGGUUACCGAAAGUAAGCUGGUUGCGUAACAGUUUCACAUGGCAGCCAAUAGUACCAUCCAGAAUAGCUGACAUGUUUUUCAAAUUGCUGAGACAUGCACAGCACUGUUUCUAAGAAAUUGAAUACCUCAGCAGCUUUACUACAAAGUACAAAACACUUAUUCAAGCCAGAAAAAUGUAGGCUAUUUAUACCUGUAUUAUAAAAUGUUGCAAGUAUUGUUGACAAGAGGUUCCUUGUCAGUAUUUGAUAUUACACUAGCGGUUACUUUGGACCAAUAUUUUGUACAGUUAGAGCUGUAGAAAGCCCAUGCUCUGAUGCAUAAAACAUGACGCAGCUUCAAGGCCAAUAAGAGGAGCAUAUACGCUCCUGUAGGAGAUGAACAGACUUGGUAUUGGACAGUUAAAAUCACUUGAAUAUCUCUUAGCAUUUCCCUUCAUAAAAAGCAAAUGUUUACAUUGAAAAUUAGAAAUUAUUGUAUGCCCAACAUAUUCGAUUAUGUGUAUGUACAUAUGUCUGCAUAAUUAACAUAAAAGAAGUAUUUUGAAACAGAAAAUCACUUACUAACAAAUAUGUGAUCUCAAUACUUAUUCAAUGGGCGUUCAAAGUGCUAUUAGCCAGCUAACAUGGUUUAAGACCAUGCAGCCCUGAUGUUGAUCAAUCAGUACUAGUCGAUUUCUAAGGGGCAGUCAAACAAACUCAGCUGAUAUUUCUUUCAUUUAAAUCUUUAUAAUGCUCUUUCAAGUAUUUUUGUUUCUAAGUAUUUGUUCUGUUCUUCAUUCGGGACAACUUUCUGCUGGUACUAUUUUACCCGCAUGAUAUGCCUCGUUUGAUAUUAUUAAACUGAAGGAGACUGUGAUCUAUCCAUAUUUAUCCUGGAUAUAGGCAAUCACCAUGAAAUGCAAUAUAUUGAAAUUUAUUUAUAUAACUUAUAUGUACUAUAUUAACGAAAUCAAGAUAGGGAUGAAUGUGGAUAGACCAUAAACUUUCUACCUUCAAAAGCAUGCUACUUUCUCUCAGUUAUUUUUGCCCUGAAAUUUGUCUACAUCUGAAUAGCCGCACCAUAUAGCUUAAUAUUUAUUAUUACUGUGUACAUGACAUCCAAAUUCUUUGUUUAUACCCUCUUUGUAUAUUCUCUAUUCUUUAUGCUUUUGUAUAUUUUUACUGCAAAAUCUUAUCAUUUUAUAUACAAGUAUACACUAAGGGUACCGAAUGGAUGGUAGCGAUAUGAUUGGUUGAUUGAACAUGAGGCUGGUCACAAAGGUGGCUAAAUAGAGAGAUAGUAUGUGUAAGAUAUUUAAAACUGUAUAUUUGGAGCUGAGUCACUCAGUUCCUUUGUAAACUAACAUGGUCUCAGAAUUGGCGUAGCAAUGAAUACUGCUUUCAUAUUGAAGUACUCAGUCCUUCCUUUUUCAAAGUGCACGUUUGUAGUGCGUGAGUGAGUAACUUGCCAUAUAUGGUAGCAGUGCUUUUUGCUGCACUGGCUCCUCAAAUUGCCAUGUGGCUAUGUAUAUCCAGGACCAGGACUCCUGGUGUAUCAUAUGUACAGAUUUUGCCUCAUUUAUAUAUCGUAAAUAUAAUGUCAUAUAUGUAGUGUAUAAACGUGCCCUUGUUCAAGAGGCAGGUUUGAGAUGAGUGCGAGUUUUUUACACAAUACAUUUCAUUGCUCGUAUUUUGACUUCAUAAUGUAUAUAUACAGUUCAUUGAAAGCCUAGUUUGGUCAAACCUGCCUCAGGAGCAACUGGUCACUGUAGGCUCAGUCAUUAUUAGUUAAAUUAUAAAACAAAUGUAUGUAAUAUACAAUGAUUUUCAUUUUAUGUUUAAACUACAUCUUUUUUUCAAUAAUAUACAGUAUAUGUAUUUAAACUCAGUUAUCAGAUGUAAUUUGUUACAACAAAGACAGUUUUGAAAUGUGGUUAUAUUCCAAUAUAUAGGAUAAACUGUGAGAUUUUAUUUCUUCCCUCAUACAAAGAAUUACACCCUCCAUACAGUGUUUCAUAAUUUGUACCUCUUAUGAAGAAGGAAGAAACCCUGUUUGGAGGAUGAAUCUCCACAUAUUGUAAGAAAGGUGACACAUCAUUGAAUGAUAUGGUUGUGUUACAAUUAUGUGUUAAUUCAAAGAUCCUGAUGGAAUAGUUGAAAAUGAAAUAAGGAACAAUAAAUUAGAACCAUAAACUGUUGUCACAAACAGAACUGCUUUCACUGGUUAAGAAUGCAAUAUCAAAAUUGAAGUAAAAGUUGCAAUGUUAUUCUUAUAUAAUAUAAUAUUACCAUAAAGCAGCAUUCUCAAUAUAUAAAUGUGUAUGAUCAAUGAGCAUAAGUUUCAAAUUCAA